UCAAGAACAGUGUAGUUUGGUUUACGGUGCGGAGGUAACGCGGACUGACGACUCCGCAGUGAAACAGUCUGAACAUGAGUGCGAGUUUCGGGAAAUCCGUGUUGAUAACGGGGUCCAGCAGAGGAAUAGGAUUACAGCUGGUGAAAGAGCUGGCUAAAAGCAGCAACAGACCCGCUACAAUCAUAGCGACAGCCCGCAAUCCGACUGGAUCUGUGGAUCUGCAAGAGCUCUCCAAAACCUAUCCAGGGGUUCAUAUUGUGACAUUAGACGUGGACAGCCAGCAGAGUAUCCGCUCAGCCGUGGAGGAGUCCAGUCCAUUGUAAGGAAUAACGGACUGAACUGUCUGAUCAAUAACGCUGCCAUCGGACUCCUUACAGACAUAAACACUGUUACCCCAGAGG
Micropterus salmoides (largemouth bass) is the source of this 401-nucleotide messenger RNA. RefSeq lists its product as uncharacterized. The coding region runs from base 75 to 323 and encodes 82 amino acids. Lineage: Eukaryota; Metazoa; Chordata; Actinopteri; Centrarchiformes; Centrarchidae. The transcript is spliced from 3 exons. The record is from RefSeq and is a predicted model, not a curated record.